This is a messenger RNA of Erigeron canadensis, 2939 nucleotides long. RefSeq names its product auxin response factor 3. The coding region runs from base 805 to 2658 and encodes 617 amino acids. Gene Ontology annotation, molecular function: DNA binding. Gene Ontology annotation, cellular component: nucleus. The record is from RefSeq and is a predicted model, not a curated record. The transcript is spliced from 12 exons. Gene Ontology annotation, biological process: response to hormone; regulation of DNA-templated transcription. Lineage: Eukaryota; Viridiplantae; Streptophyta; Magnoliopsida; Asterales; Asteraceae.
AAAUAAUAUAGUAAGUGAGUAGAGAAAUAUGGUUUCAAAGAAAGCAAACUUACCUUAAUAAUCUAUACAUCUAUGAAUCUACAAGUCUAUGGGGUUUGUGCUAUUAAGGAACACGACACAAGAGAGACUUGUUUGAAAAUGUGAAGGAAACAGAAUUGACACCCUCCCGGAAUUACUGGGCGUCGUCACCGGCAGCCACCACUUUCUUUCUCUCUCUCUCUCUCUCUCUCUCUCUCUCUCUUCACAGUGUCAGCACCUCUCUGCCUGCCAACUCACCUCUACCUUCCUGCAACUGUAACUUUUGCAGUAAAAUUACCAGAGGAUUAAAGACCAACAACUUAACAUUUUCCUUCAAUCAAAAGAUGUGAUUUUUUAUAUUCAUGUCUCAAUUACUUCCUAAUCAAUUAGUACUACUUUACUAGCUUUACUUUUUACACCCAUAAAAAGUAACAACACUCAUGUGUCUUUUCCCACUUUCUUAAUUUGUGAAUUCCCUUUCUGGGUUUGUCUUAAAACUGUAUUUAGUUUCUGGGUUUUAAAUAAAACUGGAUUUUGUUUCCGGGUUCUAGAGAUAGGAAGAUUUUUUUUUUUAUCUAGUUUUUAACAUUGAAUGGUUUGAAAGACUUGAACUUUAUGUCUGAUUUUUGAAGAAAACAAGAUUUUGUAUCUGGGUUUGAAAGAAAACAAGAUUUUUUUUUUAUCUGGGUUUGAAAGAAAACUGAAUUUUGUAUCUGGGUUUGGAAGAAAACAAGACUUUGUAUCUGGGUUUGAAAGAAAACAAGAUUUUAUAUCUGGGUUUAUAAAAUGAUGUGUGGUUUAAUUGAUUUGAACACGGUCAACGAAGAUACAGAUGAAGUUUCAAUGUCUUCUUCAUCUUCAAACAUUUCCGGUUCUGGGUCGCCGGAAUUGUCGCCGGCUGUGGGUUCUGGGUCUACUCCGGUAGUGUGUUGUUUGGAGUUAUGGCAUGCUUGUGCAGGACCUUUAAUAUCUUUACCAAAGAAAGGAAACGCCGUCGUUUACUUCCCUCAGGGCCACCUUGAGCAACUACAAUCCGCCAGUGACUGUGCCAACUCCGGCGACUUUGGUCUUCCACCUCAUGUGUUUUGCAGAGUUCUUGAUGUCAAGCUUCAUGCUGAGGGUGGGACUGAUGAUGUUUAUGCUCAAGUUUCAUUGAUUCAAGAUCCUCAGCUGGAGCAAAAAUGGCGUGAAGGUGGGCGUGGAGCAGACGAAGAGGAAAAUGAAGUGGCUGAAAAGUCAAUGACGCCACAUAUGUUUUGCAAGACCCUCACUGCCUCUGAUACAAGCACUCAUGGAGGAUUCUCAGUCCCACGUAGGGCUGCCGAGGACUGCUUUCCGCCCCUGGAUUAUAAACAGCCGAGGCCUUCACAGGAACUUGUAGCUAAAGAUCUUCAUGGGACUGAAUGGAAAUUCCGUCAUAUCUACAGAGGGCAGCCGAGAAGGCAUUUGCUUACAACCGGUUGGAGCGCAUUUGUCAACAAGAAAAAGCUUGUAUGUGGAGAUGCGGUUCUAUUUUUAAGAGGUGAUGAUGGAGUACUGAGGUUGGGCAUCCGAAGAGCCUCACAAGUGAAAGUUUCUUCCAGUUUACCAGCAUUUUGUAGUCGACAAUUAAAUGACUUUGACUUUGGCACUGUGGUCAAUUCUAUAUCUCAAAGAAGCUCGUUCACUGUUUGUUACAAUCCGAGGGGUGGCUUAUCGGAGUUCAUAGUGCCGUAUACACAAUUUCUGAAUUGUCUUGCUAAUCCGUUCCCUCCCGGAAUGAGGUUUAAGAUGCGGGCUGAAACAGAUGAUGCAGGAGACCGGAGGUCUACAGGUAUCAUUAUCGGGCUUAAUGAUAUUGAUCCUUCUAGGUGGCUUGGAUCGAAAUGGAGGUGCCUAACGGUAAGGUGGGACUGUAUGGAAGUUACAAGGCCAAAUAGAGUUUCUCCAUGGGAGAUCGAGCGAUGUAGUUCGGUUUCAGAUAUUGGAAGCUUUGUGUCACCCAUAUCAAAGAGGACACGGACUGGUUUUCCCGUUCUUAAUGAUCGGUCAACUGGAGCAUCAGACUUCGGGGAAUCAGUGGGAUUCCACAAGGUCUUGCAAGGUCAAGAAAUAUACGGUUUUUACCGUUCUUCUGAAGCAUCUCCAUUAGGGCAUGGCAUCAGAAACCAAAUGAGUGUAGGCUUUGGUGAAUCUUUAGGAUUCAAUAGGGUCUUGCAAGGUCAAGAAAUGAUUUCAAAUCUACAAUAUGGUGAAAGGGUACCCAGUUCUGGGAAUAUAUGGACUAACAUGUCAUCAUCAUCUUCACCAUCAUCUGUUUUACGGUUCCAGCAAGCAUACAGCCAUCAUGCUCCUAACGCUUAUCCUAUACAUUAUGCUGAUAGUAUGAAGCCGUUAAAUGGUCAAAAGCAUCAAGAUUUCUUUAGUCCAAUGAAAAGUCAGCAAGAAGAACCAGUUUUGACUUCUAAGAAUAGUUGCAGACUCUUUGGCUUCUCAUUGACUGAAGGAAGUAAUGGUACAAAAUCUUCUUGCGGACAAAAUGGCGAGGAUCGAGUCCAUCCAAUAGGUCCCGUUGUGAACACAAAAGUUGGAGGAAGUUGUAUCAAUGAGAGGGUUCAUCAGUGGUAUCGGCCAAGUGAUGGUUUUUUACAAGGAUUGUGAAGAUGAGAUGUCUCUAUUUGAGAUACACAUGGAAACUUAGGGAAUACUGGAGAUGUGUUUAUAGCAGAAGUUGUGAAGUUCGGCAAUGGGGUGGUUGCAUUAUUGACCCUUAUGUAGCUUUAACUCUGAGUAAUAUUAGUACCUGGUAGUAUUGUAUUUGUUUAAAGAAAGCCCACCCUAAACCACUGGGCCGAAUCCUUUAGUGAAUCUACUUAUACAUGUUUUUCUUUAGUGUGAACAAUUUGAAGAUAAAGAUUUGCUUCUGCCUAUUGGUAUCCAAA